Leishmania braziliensis MHOM/BR/75/M2904 is the source of this 2685-nucleotide messenger RNA. RefSeq lists its product as hypothetical. Lineage: Eukaryota; Euglenozoa; Kinetoplastea; Trypanosomatida; Trypanosomatidae. The coding region runs from base 1 to 2685 and encodes 894 amino acids. The record is from RefSeq and is a predicted model, not a curated record. The transcript has a single exon.
AUGCGUGAGCGCUGUGCUGAGGUGGAGAGCGGGCGCCGGCAGCAACGCCGACGCCGACCUGCCAACCCCCCGCGCCUGCUGGACAUGAACGACGUGGCGCUGGAGAGCGGCGAGCUGGACGACUACCACAGCCGACGCCACCGCCACCGCCGCGGCCGCAUUCUGGACGCACAGGAGGUGCUGAUGGAUACUGCUGGCGAGGUGCACGAGCAGCAGGGUGAGACUAAGCUGCUGCCCAGGUCGCGCCACGUUGCGGCUCUGCGCCACAGCGACCCAUACUACCAAGAGCUGGUGGCGCUGCGCGACUCGCUAGUGAAGGAGGACGAGGCCGUCAACGCGGACGGCAUUCGGUGUGUGGAGGAGCAGAUGAAGGACCGCGUGGCGCAGCUGAGGAGCGACGCGGCGCGCGCUCGGGCGGCGGAGAUGCGCGCGGAGGUGGCGCUGCAGGCACGCUACCCCUUCCUCGGCCCCACCGUGACGGGGGAGAUGCUCACGGUGGUUGGACUGGAGGACGACGCCGUGUUCGUGGGUCUGGCGACCGAACACGCGGCACUGAAGGCGACGCCAACGACGCCGCGGCCGGCGCUGGCGUGUGUGGAGCAGAGGAUGCGUGCGCGCGCGAGCGAGCUGGUGGCGGAGCACGCGCGCGAGGAGGAAGCGCUGCGUGAGAGGCUGCCGUUUGUGGGGGUGCUGCCUGGCGGCGUGAUGCUGCGCGAGCUGGACAUGGCCAACGACCCGGACGUGAAGCCGCUGCUGGCGCAGCUGGAGGAGCUGGCCAAGGACCCGGCGACGGCGGAGGGGCCGGAGGCGAGGCGGCUGGAGAAGGCCAUCGGCGACCUGGCGCGUCGUGCUGCAGAGGGCGAGGCCGAACGCACGCGCCAUCGCCUAGUGGAUGCGGAGGGACUGCACGAGCGCUUCCCGUUCCUGCCGGAGGAGCCGGUGCCGGGUAUGCCGCUCGUGGAGGCAGGCGUGAUGGACGACCCUGAGUUCCGCACACUGGCGAACGUGCUGGUGGACCUGCGCCGGAGCCCGCAGACCAGCCCGCAGGCGCUGCGCGCCGCGGAGGAGGCGCUGGCGGGCCGUGCUGCCGAGGUGGCGGCGGCAAAGCUGCGCGCGACGGAGGAGGCGCAGGCGCGCUACCCGUUCCUGUCGAAGCGCGUGGCAGGCGUGCCGCUGAGCGAGCUGCCGCUGGUGCAGGACGAGCUGUUCCAGGCGCUGGUGGCGCAGCGCGCGCCGCUGCUGGGGAGCCCGCGCACAAACGCGGCAAAGCUGCACGCGGUGGAGACACGUGCCCACGACCGUGCGCGCCAGCUUGCAGAUGCCAAGAGCAAGCUGGACGGCCUGCGCGAUACCGCAGAUGACGAGGUACGUGCGCGCAACCCGUUCCUGCCGCACAGCGACGUGCGCGGCGUUCCGCUGCGCGAGCUGGGCCUGCCGCGGGACCCCGAGUACGCACAGCUGAUGGACCGCCGCCUGGCGCUGAAGGAGCGGCCGGUGGAGAAUGCGGCGGAGCUGACCACGGUGGAGGCGCACCUGAAGAGGCGCGCUACGGAGGUGGCGGAGGCGAAGCUCGUGGCGGAGGCGGAGCUGCGAGCCAAGUACCCAACUGUGGCGGCGGCGCCUGAGGGGGCAAUGCUGUCGUCGCUGGCGCUCACGCUGGACCCGUUGCUGGCGCAACUCGAGCAGGAGUGCGCGGCGCUUGCGGAGCAGCCGAAGCCGGACCGGGCGGCGGUGCGUGCCGCGGAGGCGGCGGCGGCAGCACGCGUGCAGGAGCUGGUAGACGAGGACGCAAAUGCCGAGGAAGAGGCGGCACAGGCGCGUGCGGCGGUGCUGAAGCGGUACCCGAUGUGCGCACGCGACGUGACGGAGGCGGUGGGGAAGGACGCCAUGCUCGCGUCACUGGCAGCGCUCCACGCGGGUCUACUCUCCGACCCUUCAGUCAACGGAACGCCGCUGGCCGACGUGGAGGCUCGCAUGCGUGAGCGCUGUGCUGAGGUGGAGAGCGGGCGCCGGCAGCAACGCCGACGCCGACCUGCCAACCCCCCGCGCCUGCUGGACAUGAACGACGUGGCGCUGGAGAGCGGCGAGCUGGACGACUACCACAGCCGACGCCACCGCCACCGCCGCGGCCGCAUUCUGGACGCACAGGAGGUGCUGAUGGAUACUGCUGGCGAGGUGCACGAGCAGCAGGGUGAGACUAAGCUGCUGCCCAGGUCGCGCCACGUUGCGGCUCUGCGCCACAGCGACCCAUACUACCAAGAGCUGGUGGCGCUGCGCGACUCGCUAGUGAAGGAGGACGAGGCCGUCAACGCGGACGGCAUUCGGUGUGUGGAGGAGCAGAUGAAGGACCGCGUGGCGCAGCUGAGGAGCGACGCGGCGCGCGCUCGGGCGGCGGAGAUGCGCGCGGGGGUGGCGCUGCAGGCACGCUACCCCUUCCUCGGCCCCACCGUGACGGGGGAGAUGCUCACGGUGGUUGGACUGGAGGACGACGCCGUGUUCGUGGGUCUGGCGACCGAACACGCGGCACUGAAGGCGACGCCAACGACGCCGCGGCCGGCGCUGGCGUGUGUGGAGCAGAGGAUGCGUGCGCGCGCGAGCGAGCUGGUGGCGGAGCUCCCUCCCCCAUCCCCUCGCUCCUCACGUCGUCAGACGCCUUCAUUAUCGACGCGCAGACACGAAAGAUAA